Amaranthus tricolor (Joseph's coat) is the source of this 1147-nucleotide messenger RNA. Its product is annotated as proteasome subunit alpha type-4-like. The record is from RefSeq and is a predicted model, not a curated record. Bases 170 to 922 code for a protein of 250 amino acids. Gene Ontology annotation, cellular component: nucleus; proteasome core complex, alpha-subunit complex; cytosol. Gene Ontology annotation, biological process: ubiquitin-dependent protein catabolic process. NCBI's taxonomy places the organism in Eukaryota, Viridiplantae, Streptophyta, Magnoliopsida, Caryophyllales, Amaranthaceae. The transcript has 2 exons.
AAGUAUUUUGGUCAUACUACAAAAGAGGUGGCCUCUUCUCCAAGAAACCAACCAAAGCGACUCAAUACAAGAGCACCAAAGUCGAAGCACUAACACACACAUAGAGCGCGCACAUAGAGAUCGUAAAAGCUAAAGCCUACAAUUCUACUUUUCUUCAAAUACUUGAAUCAUGUCUCGGAGGUAUGAUAGCCGCACAACAAUCUUUUCUCCGGAAGGUAGGCUUUACCAAGUUGAGUAUGCCAUGGAGGCUAUAGGGAAUGCUGGAAGUGCCAUAGGUAUAUUAGCAAAAGACGGGGUUGUUUUGGUUGGUGAGAAGAAAGUUACUUCUAAGCUUCUUCAGACCUCCACUUCACCCGAGAAGAUGUACAAGAUCGAUGAUCAUGUAGCUUGUGCUGUUGCCGGUAUAAUGUCUGAUGCCAACAUCCUUAUCAACACAGCUCGACUCCAAGCUCAGCGUUACACUUUUUCGUACCAAGAACCAAUGCCAGUCGAGCAGUUGGUUCAAUCACUGUGUGACACCAAGCAAGGGUACACACAGUUUGGUGGGCUUCGUCCUUUUGGUGUUUCUUUUCUGUUUGCUGGAUGGGACAAGAAUUACGGGUUCCAACUUUAUAUGAGUGACCCGAGUGGAAAUUAUGGCGGGUGGAAAGCGACCGCAAUUGGAGCUAACAAUCAAGCUGCACAGUCGAUGCUUAAGCAGGACUACAAAGAUGAUAUCAACCGAGAAGACGCUGUUCAGCUCGCACUAAAGGUUCUCAGUAAGACGAUGGACAGCACGAGUCUUACCUCUGAGAAGCUUGAAUUGGCCGAGCUUUUCACACUACCGUCUGGAAAAGUCAAGUACCAGGUACACUCUCCAGAAUCCUUGGACAAGUUAUUGGUUAAAUCCGGACUGACUCAAGUUCCUGCAGAAGCUUCUUGAGUCGGGUUAUUUAGUAUCGUUCAGAUUUGCUACAUUGUCAAAUACUAUCUUGUAUUACUCAUUAUUAGGUAUCAUUUUAUGUUACUUGAAUUUGUGUCUUUGUUGAAGAACCUUUAUAAGGCACACUUCCGAUUUAUUAGCUGUUGAUCAGUCCUGAAACUGUUUUCGACUCUGUUAAGGUGUAGUUUAUCUGUUUGAUGGCGUAAAUGAUGCUUGUUAGAACAA